Molecule: messenger RNA, 907 nt
Organism: Saccostrea cuccullata (small rock oyster)
Lineage: Eukaryota; Metazoa; Mollusca; Bivalvia; Ostreida; Ostreidae
Product: apolipoprotein D-like
Exons: 5
Coding region: 71-634 (187 amino acids)
Biological process (GO): lipid metabolic process; response to reactive oxygen species
Cellular component (GO): cytoplasm
Molecular function (GO): pigment binding
Source: RefSeq, a predicted model, not a curated record
CGCAGGAUAACAUUAUAUAUAAGGCCACGGGUCUUUGUUUCGCCUUAGAUUGUUAAUUAAGCUGUUAAUUAUGAAAACUCUUCUUAUUUCCUGUCUUUUCUCCAUUGUGGGGUAUACCUCGGCCCAGGUAUUUAGGCUGGGAGGGUGCCCGGAUGUACCAGUACAAAGUGAAUUCGAUGUAGAUCAAUAUUACGGUAGUUGGUACGAGUUUGAGCGUUACUUUUUCAUUGCUGAGGAAUUAUUAAGGUGUUCUGCAGCAUCCUAUUCCCCUAAACCAGAUGGCACCAUUGAGGUCAUCAACUCAGGAAUUAAUUUUAUAACGGGGCGUAACUCUUCCGUGACAGGAACGGCUACAGUUGACCCCGCCGCCGGUGACCCCGCCAAGCUAAGGGUCAGCUUCGGGAGAUUUUCUAAUGGUCCCUAUUGGGUGUUGAAGACCGACUAUGACCAGUAUUCAAUUGUUUAUUCUUGUACUAAUAUCUUCUUUGGAAAAGCACACACGGAGGUGCUUUGGAUUCUCACACGUGACAGAAGUGGCGUGACGGACGGAGUGAAGAGUGACCUUUAUCAAUAUAUCCGGCAAAUCGGCCUUGACCCCAGUAAACUCAAACCCACGCAGCAGACAGAUUGUUGAUAGAUAAUUUAUGAUUUAACACAGUUUAAAGACGGUUAUUACGAGCAUUAUUAAAGAUAUAUUUGCAUGUUAUAUAAUUAUGAAGAAAAUUAGUAAUAGAUAUCUUUUUUUCAGUUUUAUCUUUUUUUUUAACUUGUGAUUGAUAUUAAUGUUAACAUCCUUGGUUGUUCAUCUGUUUGUAAAUGUUGCAUAUGUUAAGUUGUUUUUUUUUCAAAUAUUAUUCUGUUUUCUUUAUUUUUCACUUUAAAAAAGAAAAGUAUAUUGUUGUUGGUA